AGUUGAUGAUGAAGAUUGCAUAAUGCAGAUGGUUUUGCUUGACCGCGAUGCAAUAACGUACAAACUUUCUGAGAAGAACAGUACACCCGUGUCCGUGAGUGACAAACCAAUACAACAUUAAUCUUCAAGGAAAAUGGAGACAUCUUCUUGGGAUCUUUUCAUGGGGAAAGGGUUGAACCUCAGUGAGAUCAUUUCUUCGACAAGCUGGAAAACUCCUCCAACCAUGGCCAUGCCACAACAUUCACCAGCGAUGUGGCCAUCAUCUCCGUGCCCAUCGCCGCCUAUGUCUCCAUGGCCAGCUUUAUCUCCCCCUAUGUCUCCAUGGCCAGCUCUAUCUCCCUCAAGCACCGUACCACCAUCAGCUUCACCACCACCAUCAGCAUCAUCAUCGCCGCAUGAAGAUGAGUUGAUAUUUCGAUCCAGCUUUACCGACACCCUAUCUGUCUCUUAUGAGAAGAAGCGAUACCUCAACACUUACUGCGUGUUCUGUAAGAACAACAAAGAAACUCUUUGCUUCUACAGCUCUCAUGUCCUGAAGGAUGAUUUGGGGAACGUUCAAUGUCCUGUUCUUAGGGCUUACAAGUGUCCUAUUUGUGGGGCGAAGGGUGAUAAUGCGCACACCGUCAAGUAUUGUCCUCAAAAUUCCAGUUCAUCAAAAGCCGAGAAGCUGACCAAAUCAUCAGGUUGCUGGUCGGAUUACCCAUCACCCCCGGGAUUUUUUUAA
Strongylocentrotus purpuratus (purple sea urchin) is the source of this 724-nucleotide messenger RNA. RefSeq names its product nanos homolog 1-like. Gene Ontology annotation, molecular function: mRNA binding; zinc ion binding. NCBI's taxonomy places the organism in Eukaryota, Metazoa, Echinodermata, Echinoidea, Camarodonta, Strongylocentrotidae. The record is from RefSeq and is a predicted model, not a curated record. The transcript has a single exon. Gene Ontology annotation, biological process: negative regulation of translation; oogenesis. Gene Ontology annotation, cellular component: perinuclear region of cytoplasm. The coding region runs from base 134 to 724 and encodes 196 amino acids.